AUGAAGGCAGAGACGGUGACGCUGAUUCUGGUGAAUCUAGCGGGAAUAAUGGAGAGAGCCGACGAAUCUCUGCUUCCAGGUGUAUACAAAGAGGUCGGCGCGGCUCUCCACACGGAUCCAACCGGGCUCGGGUCGUUGACACUGUUGCGAUCCAUGGUUCAAGCCGUCUGCUAUCCCUUGGCUGCUUACAUGGCCAUCCGACAUAACCGAGCUCACGUUAUUGCACUCGGUGCAUUUCUUUGGUCCGCCGCUACUUUCCUUGUCGCUUUCUCUUCCACUUUCUUCCAGGUGGCAGUAUCUAGAGCUCUGAAUGGCAUUGGCCUUGCCUUGGUGGCUCCAGCAAUUCAAUCUCUUGUUGCUGACUCAACGGACGAUGCUAACCGUGGCAGUGCUUUUGGAUGGCUGCAGCUAACAGCAAACCUCGGUUCGAUCUUAGGUGGGCUUUGCUCUGUUUUAAUAGCUCCAUUGACCUUCAUGGGUGUACCUGGUUGGAGAGUUGCCUUCCACAUCGUUGGUGUGAUCAGUGUCAUAGUUGGUGUGUUGGUCCGAGUUUUCGCCAAUGACCCACAUUUCGUGAAGGAUGGUGUCAAUGUUCCUAACCAGCGAAGUUCGAGUAAACCUUUUUGCUCGGAGGUGAAGGAUCUGGUCCGGGAAGCUGAUACGGUCGUAAAGAUUCGGUCUUUUCAGAUCAUUGUGGCUCAGGGAGUGACGGGGUCGUUUCCUUGGUCUGCUCUUUCUUUUGCGCCCAUGUGGUUGGAACUCAUCGGGUUCUCACACGGUAAAACUGCAUUCUUGAUGGGUCUUUUCGUGGCUGCAUCUUCUCUUGGAGGCUUGUUCGGAGGCAAAAUGGGAGAUUUUCUCUCUACUCGUCUUCCUAACUCCGGCAGAAUUAUUCUCGCGCAGAUCAGUUCAGCAUCGGCGAUCCCGCUCGCUGCAAUACUCUUGCUGGUUUUACCAGAUGACCCUUCUACAGCUGCAAUCCAUGGCCUGAUCUUAGUUCUACUGGGACUGUUUGUUUCUUGGAAUGCUCCUGCAACCAACAACCCGAUCUUUGCAGAGAUUGUUCCGGAGAAGUCACGAACGAGUGUCUACGCACUGGACAAAUCGUUUGAGUCGAUCUUGUCAUCGUUUGCUCCUCCCAUGGUUGGAAUCCUGGCGCAGCAUGUUUAUGGGUAUAAGCCAGUCCCUGAAGGAUCAUCAAGGUCAGCGGAGAUAGCCACGGAUAGAGAGAACGCAGCGUCGCUGGCGAAGGCUCUUUAUACAUCCAUUGGAAUCCCAAUGGCGGCUUGCUGUUUCAUCUAUUCAUUUCUCUACCGUACCUAUCCUCUAGACAGAGAUCGUGCUCGGAUGGAAGCUUUUAUAGAUUCCGAGAUGCGUGAACUGCUUCCGGAAAGUUCUGAUAGAGAUAUUGAGUUUUCACAAGAAGACCCUUUUGUAAACCAGGUUAAAACCAAUUUACAAAGCUAG
Molecule: messenger RNA, 1467 nt
Organism: Thlaspi arvense
Lineage: Eukaryota; Viridiplantae; Streptophyta; Magnoliopsida; Brassicales; Brassicaceae
Source: the annotation of a GenBank genome assembly